UUGUAGAGGCAACGGACGCGCAGCGCGUGGCUGGUUUGGAAGCGGCGGCAGAUAGAAACUAGCCUCACACUAAAUUCUUCCUCUGCUCUGUCGUUCGCUAUAUACUUUACUUAUAUACUUUCAUUGCGGAGAAUAAACUAACGUCCGUGGGCGUGGCGUUGCGUUUGGCUGGAGCAAGGAGGCUGGGUAACAAGGCAAGGUAGAAAUCUCAAUUGACAGUCUGAGCUGAGGCUAAUUUAAAAUGACAAAGUAGACUAUUAUCGUCAAAACGAAACAGGAACCCAAUACCAACAGAGGGAUAAUGUAAACACAUUUUGAGAAACUUCAAUGCCAGCUGUGCUUGACCAAUCAAGACGAAAAGAUAGUCUUGAGAUACGUUGAGGAGAAUUGCAGCUUCUUCUCGGACUACAGUUGUCAAUUGUGGCAGCCUAAUUUGCCUUAUCACUUAUUUUAAGCACACUACUGUUUUCGGUCAGUGGAGGAUUAGGGAACAUAAAAGUAAAAGCCUACUCAAAGCACGGUGACUUCAACUUGCGCAGCAGGCAAAGUAAGCACGAAUAGGGUUGGGGAGAAUGCCCAAAUGGGAUUCUUCGUCGCAAUGGAAUUAGAAUUGAAGAACAUGUAAACCAAGCCAAGUAGGCCUAUUCGUCCGCCCCAAAGGUUGCUGGAAACUAUUCAACUGCGUUGUUUUGACCGCUGGGAUGUUGUGAGAGACCCACUGUUUGGGACGGCGGAACUGAGAGCGAAGAAGGUAGCCUAAAGAGAACGAGGAACAGUGGGAUUAUGGCUCUCGCAACGGUUUCUCUCUGUCUAAUAGCGCUCGCCUUUACAAACUUGCACCUGACGCGAGCCAACGACCGACAUGCCGUCUAUUGGAACAGCUCAAAUUUACAUGCCAACCCAAAGGAGAGGCUUAAAGAGUUAGGUUUGAGAAAGCUAACACCCCACUGUGGUAGACUUCCUAUGAGAGCUGCUGAGGCUCUCAUACAACGCACUUCAAAGCUCAUACGCUGCUCUUUGAAACCUUGGAAUCUACGGAGGGAGGGCUACACGGUGCAGGUGGCAGUGAACGACUACCUGGACAUCUACUGCCCGCAUUACAACACUACCGCCACCAGCCAGCGGGGGACGCUGGAGCGCACCGUGGCCGAACAGUACGUCCUCUACAUGGUCAGCUACCGCGGCUACCGCACCUGCGACCCCCAGAUGGGCUUCAAGCGCUGGGAGUGCAACCGGCCGCAUGCGCCCCAGGCGCCCAUCAAGUUCUCUGAGAAGUUCCAGCGCUACAGCGCCUUCUCCCUGGGCUACGAGUUCAACGUGGGCCACGAGUACUACUACAUAUCCACGCCUACCCAUCACCACGGCCACAGCUGCCUGAGACUGAGAGUCUACGUCUGCUGCUCCACAGUCUCCCACGAUGAUGAUUCCAGUCAGACCCCUCCUGACUACACAUUCAGGCCCAAUGUCAAAAUACACGACAUCGAUGAAUUUAACCCUGAAAUUCCCAAACUGGAGAAGAGCGUCAGCGGCAGCAGCCCAUCACGCGAUCGCCUUCUGCUCACCGUGGCAACACUGCUCAUCUCUGCCCUCCUGGUGUCCUAGCGACUGUCUCCCCAAGUGACAUCACAUGGAUACCUGGACCGCUUGGCCUGAAGGACUCUGUAUCCACUGACCCUGGGUACAAUUAGAAAGUGGAAUUGAACCAAGGAAAGGACACACAAUUCAACCAAACAAAAGCCAGAAUUACAAUAAAUUCGACACAACCAUAAAAAACAGGACUUUAGGAUCGUACUCACUUAAGGAGAGGCCUUCAAAAUCUGCCGUUCUGCCCUUGGGCAAGGCAGUUAACCCCCAAAAACAACUGCUCCCCGGGCACCGAUGACGUCGA
Messenger RNA from Coregonus clupeaformis (lake whitefish), 1888 nucleotides. RefSeq names its product ephrin-A3. Gene Ontology annotation, molecular function: ephrin receptor binding. The coding region runs from base 784 to 1602 and encodes 272 amino acids. The record is from RefSeq and is a predicted model, not a curated record. Gene Ontology annotation, biological process: ephrin receptor signaling pathway; axon guidance. The transcript has 6 exons. Lineage: Eukaryota; Metazoa; Chordata; Actinopteri; Salmoniformes; Salmonidae. Gene Ontology annotation, cellular component: plasma membrane.